Messenger RNA from Exophiala viscosa, 539 nucleotides. RefSeq lists its product as uncharacterized. Lineage: Eukaryota; Fungi; Ascomycota; Eurotiomycetes; Chaetothyriales; Herpotrichiellaceae. Gene Ontology annotation, molecular function: structural constituent of ribosome. Gene Ontology annotation, biological process: translation. The transcript has a single exon. Gene Ontology annotation, cellular component: mitochondrial large ribosomal subunit. The record is from RefSeq and is a predicted model, not a curated record. Bases 122 to 454 code for a protein of 110 amino acids.
GCUGAACUCAAACAUCGACAAACUCGCGAAACAUAAAGCUUGAGAAAUAUCUUGGACUGAACAACUCGUUCAUCCUACACCUCCUGGGUCUUCCCUCCUUUACCAUUCGCGGCCAUCAACAAUGGCACUACCCACGACCACCGCCACAUCAAUUCUCUCCAGUCUCUUUCUCCGCCGAACCGCAACCACACUCUCAUCAUUAUCCUCACGAACCCUUCUCUCCGCCUCCAUCGCUCUCCCCGCCAUAUCCAUCUCUAUACCCGGUCUAGUCUCAGAUAUAUGGGAAGGCAUACUACGAGCUGUGCCCAAGAAGAAGACAUCACAUUCGAAGAAGCGACACCGACAGCUUGCGGGCAAGGCAUUGAAGGACGUCAAAGCGAUCAACGAGUGUCCUGGGUGCGGACGGGCGAAGAAAAUGCAUACUUUAUGUCCCUAUUGUGUUGCAGGUGAGUAGUCGACUCAGUGGAACGAUGACUUGGUACGAGUUGCAAUGGCUAAUAUGCUGGGAUGAGUAGAAAUCUAUGAGAGCUGGAAGUCAA